Messenger RNA from Neoarthrinium moseri, 669 nucleotides. RefSeq lists its product as uncharacterized. Lineage: Eukaryota; Fungi; Ascomycota; Sordariomycetes; Amphisphaeriales; Apiosporaceae. The transcript has 2 exons. The record is from RefSeq and is a predicted model, not a curated record. Bases 1 to 669 code for a protein of 222 amino acids.
AUGUCUACAGAGCACGAAACUGGCGGUGCUCCUACCAAGUUUGGGGUUGUCCUGUUCGAAGGCUUCCAAUCCCUCGAUGUGUUCGGGCCUUUGGACAUCUUCAACUUUCUCUCCAAAACGAGGCCGCUGCAGCUGUCGAUCCUGGCCAAAGAACUCAAGCCAGUAUCAACCUCCUUCCCUUCCGCAGGCUUCGGCCAGUCCGUGGUGCCCACACAUACUUUCCAAGAUGCGCCCCACCACAUCGAGGUCCUUCUCGUACCCGGGGGAGGUGGAACAAGAGACGAUGAGAACAUCGCACCGGCUAUGGAAUACGUGAAACGCGUCUUCCCAAAUCUUCGGUAUCUCCUCACCGUCUGCACGGGAAGCGCGCUGGUUGCGAAAACCGGAGUGCUUGACGGCAGACGGGCCACGUCUAACAAGAACAGUUUCGAAUGGGUAAAGAAGCAAGCACCAAAUGUCAAUUGGGUUUCAAAAGCACGAUGGGUGACGGAUGGCAAUGUGUGGACUUCAUCCGGUGUCUCCGCAGGAAUUGACAUGACAUUUGCUUUCGUGUCGGCUAUCUAUGGGGAGUCUGAUGCAGAAUGGAUUGCUGCAAGGUCUGAGUAUCGGCGACAAACUGACCCUGACGAUGACCCGUUCGCCAAGGACCCUGAGGCAGGAAGCUCAUAG